This is a messenger RNA of Sphenostylis stenocarpa, 1851 nucleotides long. NCBI's taxonomy places the organism in Eukaryota, Viridiplantae, Streptophyta, Magnoliopsida, Fabales, Fabaceae. The record is from the annotation of a GenBank genome assembly.
AUGCAAUUAACCGCACUUACCACCACCCUCUCACGCCUCCAACUCCAAGUCUCACUCCCUCCGGACACCACGAAACGACGCGCCGCCGAACAGACCUGCUUGACGCUCCUCCGCACGUGCGACACGCUCGCCACCCUCACGCGAAUCCACGCUCUCAUCCUCAAACUCGGCCUCCACCACAACCCUCUGGUCCUCACCAAGUUCGCCUCCACCGCGUCCAACCUCGAUGCCGUUCACUACGCCUCCUCCGUCACAUUCCCUGACGACCGAAAUGACGAAACCACCCCUCAACCGCGCGCCUUCCACGACGCUUUUCUCUUCAACACGUUCAUCAGAGCCUUCGCGCAAACGACGCACGCCAAGCCCCGCGCCCUGCGUCUCUACCGCGCCAUGCUCCGACACGCCGUUUCGCCGAACAAGUUCACCUUCCCGUUCGUCCUCAAGGCUUGCGCCGGCCUCGCGAGCUUGCCCUUGGGGAUGGCGGUGCACUCCGCGGUUGUGAAGUUCGGCUUCGAAGAGGAUAUCCACGUGCGGAACACCAUGAUCCACAUGUAUUGCUGCUGCGAUGAAGGGUCUGAACCAAAGUCCGCUGAGAAGGUGUUCGAUGAAAGUCCUGUCCGCGAUUUGGUGACUUGGAGCGCCAUGAUUGGAGGGUACGCACGUGCCGGGAAUUCCACACGUGCGGUCUCGUUGUUCAGAGAGAUGCAGGUAACAGGGAUGUGUCCUGACGAGAUCACCAUGGUUUUGGUUUUGUCUGCAUGUGCUGAUUUGGGUGCGCUUGAGUUGGGGAAGUGGUUGGAGUCUUAUGUUGAGAGGAAAAACAUAACGAAGUCUGUGACGUUGUGCAAUGCAAUGAUAGACAUGUUUGCGAAGUGUGGUGAUGUUGAUCGAGCUGUGAAAAUUUUCAGGGAAAUGGAAACGAGGACCAUAGUUUCAUGGACUUCGGUGAUUGUUGGUUUAGCAAUGCACGGUCGCGGAUUGGAGGCGGCUUCUGUUUUUGAUGAGAUGGUGGAACAAGGGGUGAAGCCUGAUGAUGUUGCUUUUGUUGGGGUUCUUUUUGCUUGUAGUCACUCAGGACUGGUUGAUAAGGGGCAUUACUAUUUCAAAACCAUGGAGAAUAGGUUUAACAUUGUGCCAAAGAUUGAGCACUAUGGCUGCAUGGUUGAUAUGUUGAGUAGAGCAGGGCUUGUGAAUGAGGCUGUUGAGUUUGUUCGAACCAUGCCAGUUGAGCCAAACCAGGUCAUAUGGAGAAGCAUAGUCACUGCUUGCAAUGCUCGUGGGGAGCUCAGGCUCGGUGAGAGCAUGGGGAAGGAGCUAAUCACGAGCGAGCCAAUGCAUGAGUCUAACUAUGUGCUGCUGUCAAACAUUUACGCAAAAUUGAUGCGCUGGGAGAAGAAGACCAAGGUUAGGGAGAUGAUGGAUGUGAAGGGGAUUAGGAAGAUUCCAGGGAGCACCAUGAUUGAGAUGAAUAAUGAAAUAUAUGAGUUUGUUGCUGGGGAUAAGUCACAUGAUCAGUACAAAGAGAUUUAUGAAAUGGUGGAGGAGAUGGGAAAGGAGAUUAGGAGAGCAGGUUACGUGCCUACAACAUCACAGGUGUUACUUGACAUUGAUGAAGAGGAUAAGGAAGAUGCUUUGCAUAGACACAGUGAAAAGCUUGCUAUAGCUUUUGCUCUUCUAAGUACACCCCCUGGAACACCCAUUAGAAUUGUGAAGAACUUGCGUGUUUGUGAAGAUUGCCAUUCUGCUACUAAGUUUAUUUCUAAGGUUUAUAGCCGAGAAAUUGUGGUGAGGGACCGCAAUCGCUUCCAUCAUUUCAAGAAUGGUUUGUGUUCCUGUGGAGACUUCUGGUAA